AAUCCUUCUAACUAGCUCCGCGCCAAUAUAUAAAUCGACCACAUUAUUUAGGGCUGUGAGCAAAACCCGUAAUGCGUGUGAGAUAGUGAAUUGGCAAAUGAGAAAGGCAGGCUUUAUACUGUGUCGAAUUUAAGAUAGACUGUUUUUAUUACUGCACACUAAUUUUAUCAAGUUCAGGCUACAUUUCAAGUUUUUAUAAGUGUUAAAUUGCCGCAUCAGUGUUAAACCAAUUUGAUACGUAGUUAAACUUUAGAGGAGCGUUAACAUUUUCUACUCAGAUUGGCGAGAUGCCGAGAACGCUAAUUGCUUUCAUGCUUUGGUUUUUCAGCUCACAGAGUUUCGUGGGAGCUCAGUUUCCCAGAGCUUGCUCUACGGUAGAAGCGAUUGUCUCAAAGCAGUGCUGCCCUCUUCUUAGCUCGAAUCCCGCAGACAUAUGUGGGGCUUUGUCAGGGCGAGGAAACUGUACAAAUGUGCGAGUGGUCGACAAACCCUGGAGCGGACCUUACCAAUUGCGAAAUGUCGAUGACAGGGAAAGAUGGCCUUUGAAGUUCUUCAACCGGACCUGCAGGUGCUCGGGGAACUUUGCUGGGUACAAUUGUGGAGAGUGUAAAUUCGGCUGGAUUGGGCCGAACUGUGAACAGCGAAAGCCUCCUGUAGUACGAAAGAACAUCCACACUCUGAGUGCCGCAGAGCUGGCGGAGUUCCUCGAUGUCCUGGAUCAGGCAAAGAACACCGUCCAUCCAGACUAUGUCAUUGCCACCCAGCACUGGCUGGGCCUGCUGGGACCCAGUGGGAAUGAGCCACAGUUUGCCAACAUCACAAUCUAUAACUAUUUUGUGUGGCUUCACUACUACUCUGUCAGAGACACACUUCUAGGACCAGGUCGUCCAUUCAAAGCAAUUGACUUUUCACACAAAGGACCAGCUUUCAUCACCUGGCACAGAUACCAUCUACUUCAGCUGGAAAGAGAUCUGCAGAAGCUGACUCGGAAUGAGAACUUUGCCAUUCCGUAUUGGAACUUCGCUACAGGAUUGAGUGAAUGCGAUGUGUGCACUGACUCUCUCUUGGGAGGACGCAGCUCCAAUGACCCGUCUCUCGUCAGUCCUCAGUCAAGGUUCUCAAACUGGGAAAUUGUUUGCAACAGUUUGGAUGAUUACAACCGUCUGGUCACCCUAUGUAAUGGAACAAAUGAAGGUUUUCUGAGGAGAGAUCAGUUUAGUACGAGGAACUUCAGUUUACCAACUAUGAAUGAUGUCAGAAGUUGUCUCAACCUUCGGGACUUUGACAGUCCUCCUUUUUUCACAAACUCAACUUUUAGUUUCAGAAAUGCUUUGGAAGGCUAUGAUGCUCCAACUGGUGAAUUAGAGUCAUCUGUGUCCAGUCUUCACAACCUUGUCCACACUUUCCUCAAUGGAACUAAUGCUUUGUCCCAUUCUGCUGCCAAUGAUCCCAUUUUUGUGGUGCUGCAUGCCUUUACUGAUGCCAUCUUUGAUGAGUGGAUGAAGCGGUUUGUUCCUCCAAAUUCCAGCCUGCCUGAUGAAAUGGCUCCUAUUGGUCAUAACAGAGAUUACAACAUGGUACCAUUUUUCCCACCUGUAACCAAUGAGGAAAUCUUUGUAACUUCAGAAGAAUUGGGGUAUUCUUAUGCUGUUGAUCUUUCAGAUACAGAUGAAUCUGCUGCUACAGUGCUUCUGUGGUCUACUCUGGGUGGAGUGUUCUUGGGUCUCCUUGUUGUUCUCCUCCUGCUGGUACUGUUUUUACAGAAAAGACAAAAGAGUGGCUUUGAACCACUCAUUAAAGCAGAAUUCACAAACAAAAAGUACACCGAAGAAGCAUAGUCAUACAGUAUGUUGCCAAUGCAUAGCUACUACACUGAGUUUUGCAAAGGUUACAAUAGAUUUGCCCAAGAUUCUCUAAAUUCACCAAAGUUAUUGCAGUAGGUCACAGGUGCCACCUAUACAAUAUGUGUCCUCAAGCGCCCCCAGUGUUUUUAAUCAUGUUGUUAAAGAAGGGGUGAAUGCGUUUUUCCUUUGAGUUUGGGAGAUUACCAUAGGAUUCAGUUUGCGCAGUUUAAAUAACUAUUAUUAUCCUGUUAUAAAGUCUUGUACUUUUGUAGUCAGGUUAUUUGACUGUUAGUUAACAUCUAUAUGAUUAAUUUGAUUUGACAUUUAAUAAUUUUAACUGAUGUUCAGAUUAGAAAAAGUUCUGGUCAGAAAAUGUUUUAGUGCAGGAUGAUUGCUUGUAAUCAUUGAACUUCACUAGAGACAGAUUUCAGAAAACAAAUAUAAUUCUGAGAACUAGCCCUACAAACACCACAAACUUCAGUAUUUGCACUUAAAAUGACUUCUGGAAGCGUAACAGGAAGCAAUCUGCCAUAUGCUUAGUGCUCUUGACAAAGCUGGCGCCAGUACUGGAGUAAAACGUAAGCACGGCAGGACAUUUCAGUAAAAGUGUUCUCAUGGCUCAUCUUUCAUACUGAAUAAUUUUCUAUACAGGCAGAAUCUGCAUUAAUCUGUAUUAAUUGGAUUGGAUGAGUGGCAACAGAAAUGUUUCUGAAGCAUGAAUCGGUUGCCAUAAAGUUUCUAGAACAAUAAUGACCAUGCAAAAUACAUGUAGUAGGUUCUGCAUAAAGCAAAAUGUAUUUCAAGGCUUCACAUUCACAGAGAUUCUGUUUCACUGAAAACUAGAGAUGUUAUAAGUAACAGAAGCACAUGUUUUCCUCAACAUGGUCAUACUGUUAAUGAGGGCUUCAGAAAUGCGAAGAAGGGCACCCCCAAGAUUUUUGAAAAGUUGGCAUCUGCUGUAUGCAGUAGGUUGGUUUUGGAUCACUACCAUGCCCAGGUUCCAUAUUCUAACUGUUACUGAUUUCUUUAAAUGAAUCAAGUUCCUAUACAGCAUCAUAUAUGAAUGCUUAAUAUUGAUGCUGAUAGAAUCUGGAGAGAUAAGAAUGUCAGUCCUAAUUGAUUUUUGUUAAUAUGAUUUGAACAAACCACCUUCCCUACAGGAUAUCUAUUACACUUUACAAAGAUCUGUUAAUCAAGGACCUCUUGUGUAUGUUUUGAGUAUUAUUUGUUAGACUGAUGUUUUUGUUAGACUGGGGUUUUGUGCAAUUAAAUUUGUUUGAAGAAUAAACAGAAUUGAAGGGCU
This is a messenger RNA of Lepisosteus oculatus (spotted gar), 3147 nucleotides long. RefSeq names its product dopachrome tautomerase (gene dct). The record is from RefSeq and is a predicted model, not a curated record. NCBI's taxonomy places the organism in Eukaryota, Metazoa, Chordata, Actinopteri, Semionotiformes, Lepisosteidae. Gene Ontology annotation, biological process: ventricular zone neuroblast division; developmental pigmentation; melanin biosynthetic process from tyrosine. Gene Ontology annotation, molecular function: dopachrome isomerase activity; oxidoreductase activity. Gene Ontology annotation, cellular component: melanosome.